AUGAAUGUAUUUCUGUCGUUAAUCAAUGAAAAUUUAAUUAAACAUGGUUUGGGCUGUCCAUUUGCAUUGAGUUCUAAAUUGGGUUGGAUUAUCUCAGGCAAGGUGACCUUUGAAUCCCAUGAGCCCAACAGAGUUGUGGUGAAUUAUUCGUGUAUAAGUACGGAUGAGUUAGUGAGAUCAUUUUGGGAACUUGAAAAUAUUCCCUCAUCUCAAUUAUUAAGUACUGAGGAAAAGUUGUGUGAAAUUCAGUUCGAGAAAAAUGUUUGGAGAGAUGAUCACGGACAAUAUUAUGUUGCGUUACCCUUUAAACCCGAUAGAAAGGCAUUAGGAAAUGCUCGUGUUGCUGCCCUUAGAAGACUUUACAGUUUAGAAAGGAGACUCGCAACAAUGCCAGAUAUCUAUAAUCAGUACCGACAAUUUAUGCAGGAAUAUUUGUCAUUAGGACACAUGGAGAUAAUCUCACCUAAUUGUAGAGACUUAGAAAAUCAACAUUAUUCUAUCCCUCAUUAUUAUAUAAUAAAGGAAUCAAGUUUAAUGACCAAGUUGAUAGUAGUAUUUGAUGGCAGCACAAAAUCUUCAUCAGGUACUUCACUUAAUGAUACCUUAAUGAUUGGUCCAAAAAUCCAGGAAGAUUUUAUAAGUAUUCUUUUAACAUUUCAUUGUCACAAUAUUGCAAUAACAUCUGAUAUCAAGCAGAUGUAUCAACAGGUGAAAGUUAGACCUCAGGAUUGUGACUUUCAACGAAUAGUUUGGAGAGAGAGUUCAGAAAUGCCAAUACAAACUUUUCAUCUUAACAAUGUCACUUAUGGAACAACAUUAGCCCCAUAUUUGGCUACGAGAGCUUUGAAGCAGUUAGCGAUUGAUGAGAGUGUAGAGUUUCCGAGAGCCUCAAAAAUAGUAUUGCGAAAUUUCUGUGGAUGACAUGUUGACUGGUGUAAACAACUCUGAAAUGGGUAAGGAACUGAUUAAUGAAUUAAUUCAAUUAUUAGGUAGAGGUGGAUUUGAGCUCAACGAAUGGUUCACAAGUGAACCAUCUAUAUUAAAGGAUGUGCAUAGCGGUUCGUUAGGUGACAUGUCUCAUACAACUAGUGGAACUAAAAUGAUAAAGAUUUUAUGUCUAGAGUGGCAUCCCAGAGAAUAUACUUUCAGAUGUGACUUAUGGUGGAAUGGUCCAGAAUGGCUGAUAUCCAAUGACAGCCCAUUCACCAAGAAUAUACCUAUUUGUGAUGCAUUAAGGGAGGAGUGUAAACAUGCUACUUGUAGUGUUUGCACAAGCAUAGAAGAGCUGCCUGUCAUUUCUAAAAUAUCAUCAUUUGUAAAACUUCAACAAACCAAGGCUUGGUGCCUAAGAUUUAUGACAAAUACAAAAUUAUCACCUCCUUAUAGAAUCUAUGGGCAUCUUACAACCAAGGAAUUAAGAGAAGGAUUAAUCCGCAUCAUCAAACAUGUUCAAACAAUAAGCUUUUCGGAAGAAAUAAAGUGCAUUCAGUCUGGGAAAGUCAGUCAGUGCAUUCAGUCUUUUUGGAUCUCCAUAUAUUUAGAUCAUAUACAGAACUUACCUUUGGAGUUUAUCACAAAUUUAAUUUGCACUGUAAUUAUUCCCAGCACCUUAAGGUGCAACCAUCAGCACUUUAAUAUGCAGAGUGUACCUACUUCCUUCCACUCAACAUCUGUAGAUAAGGAAUAGUUUAUUACAGUCACAAUUAGAAAAGCUGACGAUAAUGUAAGCAAAUACAACACAAUCAGGAUUAGUCUUCAAAGCCUUAUUGGUUAAUUAGGCUAAUAGGGAGUGAAUGUGUGUUUAUAUCCCAUACCUUGGACAUGUUACUUUGCACCUUACAACAACCUUUUUAUUUAAUAUUUCUUUUGAUGGUUUGUCAAAAUUUGCAAAUAUUAAAAUAUCCAACUUGGAACUUGACACCAUAAUUAAAUAAAUAA
Messenger RNA from Centruroides sculpturatus (bark scorpion), 1938 nucleotides. RefSeq lists its product as uncharacterized. Lineage: Eukaryota; Metazoa; Arthropoda; Arachnida; Scorpiones; Buthidae. The record is from RefSeq and is a predicted model, not a curated record. The transcript has a single exon. Bases 1 to 921 code for a protein of 306 amino acids.